ACAAGAUUCAAACUGAAGACUCAGUUAUAAAUAGCUAAACUAUUCAAGAUUUUAACUCAAAUGUAAUCAAACUGUAUCACGUUAGCUAUUUGUUUAACUCUUCGACUUUAUUGGUUCCUACCUCUACUCUUCUAUUUCGUCUACUCUACUCAGCAUAUGUUCUUGUAUCAGCUCACGUUAUCCACUAGGCGGCGUCAAAUUAACAAAAACACUACUCUCCUUUUUAUUCUUAAAGUUAUAUAUAUUAAAGAAAUUAGUGGGUGGGUAGGGGAAGUGAAGCUACUACAAUGAGUUCGUUCUAUGCGUUUUACUUGAUAGUAUCCAUAACUGAGAAACGAAAUCUCUAAAUAAUGAUGUUAACUUAAAUUAGCAAUGUGACCAGAAAGGUGAGAGUCUUGAACGUACACCCGUCUGCACUCAAGGAAGGGUCGGAACCUUGUUCCGCUGCUUAUGCUGUUUACCACCCGGACAAAGGAUAGUUGCAACAGCAAUGCUAGAAGAGGAAGAUUUCCGGGCCUCCGCUACAUCACCCUCAGCUCAGCGCCUCCAGAAGAAGAAGAGGAGGUCCAGGAGUGUGAAGAAGACGAAGAGGAGGCAGGAGCUGGAUGAAGACGGCUUCGUUCACCCUCUGAGCCGGCUGUGUCUCCUCAGCCUGGCCGACAACAUGAAGGCUGUGUGGGUGAAGGACUACGAAGAGAACUAUCUGGACCGCUACCACUUCACGUACAUCAUGGGCCCCUUCGAUAGCCUGCCGGGGGGGCUGGUGGAGGAGCUGACCGCCCUGCUGUGCUCCAGGAAGCAGCUGUCCCGCGCGGCGCUGCACCUCCUGGUGGUGCCCCAGCUGCGAGGCCUGUCCCUGGCCGCGUGUCCGGGCCUGGUCACCCCCCGCGUCUGCUCCAUCAUCGCGGCGCGCUGCCAGCACAUGUCGCGUCUGGACCUGUCUGGGGCUCAGCAGGCCUCCCCCCUGGCUCAGGGAGACAUGCUCCGCUCCAUGCCCAGCCUGCGCUCCCUCUCCCUGGCCGGGACCCCCUGUGACCGGGGGGUCAUCCGGACCAUCGCCCGGCACUGCCGGGCACUGCGCCACCUCGAUGUAUCCCACUGUCACCUCCUUUCUCCCGCUGAUCUUCUGCCUCUGGGAGGCGGGGCUUCCCUCGACGGUGCGGCGCGUUGUACCGAUUCAUUGGCUGGUCGCGACGCGUCCACGCGUCACCGCGGCGAUUCCCCGUCCUCCGCCGUCACCCGUUGUCGCCACUCCUCUCCAUCCUCCUCCUCGUGCUCCUCGUGCUGCUCCUCCUCCUCCUCCUUCUGUGCGCUGCCUCUGAGAUCCCUGCUGGCGACGGAUAUCGGCUUAGGGGAGGAGGAGGGGGAGCCGGCGGCGACGACUGCCUACCUCCUGCUCAGCCUGCCUCUCCUGGAGAGCGUGGCCCUGGAGGGGCUGGACUGGGCCCUCGGGGCCAUUCACCGCCGGGAGUUUGACCCCGCUGAGGGGCUCACACGCAGGGAGGGGGUGCCACGGCUCGAGGAGGUGUGGAGGCAGAGGCAGAAGAAGCACUGGACAGACCGGAAAAAUGAGAGCGAGGAGGCCGGAGCAGAGGGGAGCCGAGAAGAAGAGAGCUGGGAGGUGCACGGGACCCAGAGCCCGGACGGAGAUGAAGGUGAGGCUUCUGGCGGAGACGAGGAGCCGGAUCUCCUUGCGGAAGAAGAGGUGGGCGCGGGGGGCAUCGGGGAGCAGGACAUGCUAAGGGGUGCGAUGGUAGUGGGGCCGGGCGAUGACAGUCUGACCCUGCGUCUUAGGGAGAUCCAAGCGAUGUCGCCAGCCUCCCUGGAGGUUGCAUUUCGGCUGUGUCCACACAUCCAGUCCUUAGCUGUGACCGUUGACUCGGCGGAGGGUACCGGAGGUAGGAGGGACCAUGGGUGGACGUGGGCCACCAGGCUGGGGAACUGGUCGGGUGAGCUGCGUAGCUUGACCCUUCGUCACACGGGGCCCCUGGGUGAUCUCCUUACCCCCCUACGAGAAAUGGGCUCCACUCUGGUUUCUCUCACCCUGGAAGGGGUCAGAACCAGCCCGCACUGCCCUCUACUGGAGGUCUUGCAGGCCUGCCCCAGACUGAAGGCGCUGGUGGUGUCCGCCCAGCCCCCUACCAGCCCACCGUACGAGGACGAAGAGGAGGAGGAGGAGGAGUUGGGGGGUGCCCGCGAUCUGCUGAGUCUGCCUCACCUCUGCUCCCUCACGCUUAGUUUUGACUUCGAGCAACCGACAAAGCCUGCAAUGUCCUGGAGGGCCCUGCAGAGGGUGCUGUUGAGCCUUCUGUGGGGCUCUCCCCUGCUGGAGAGGCUAUCUCUCACCGCGCUGCCAUGUCACCUGAACACCGUGCUCCGUCACAUCAUCUCCAGCCAGACCUGGAGCCUGCACUGCCACCAGCACCUCCAGCCUGGGGUGGUCGCCGCGUCCACACCGCCCUCCACGCCACUCGGACGCGUCACACAUCUUGGCCUGGCCCGGAGCGACGUAACCAUGGCGACGGUGAUGCGCCUGGUGGAGGGAUGCAGAACCAUGAAGUCGGUGGACCUCUCUUGCUGUUGGGAGGUCAGCCGCCAGGAUGUGUUGAAUAGCUUGUUGAAGUGCCCCCGUGUCACGUUUGACUGGCUGUAACAGAUGAUUCAGCAACAGGUUCAGACACUAAGGGAGGAAUCGCACCGGUAUGAAUUGUCCUCUUUUAAUUAGUUUUACUGGUUUGUUGACUUAAAUCAUGUUAGGCAUGCGUAAGUCCUGCAAACAGAUGAAAUUUAAAUCCGUUGCCCAAUUGAUUCAGGUCAGGACAAAAUACAUUCUCCUGCUAAUUACACUGAGGUCAUUAACAGUAACAAAUGGCCGAGGUUAACACUUUGCAGACCACUACGUUCAACAACACACGAUGUACGCCCAGAACUUGUAUUGUGGUAUUGUAGAAAUAUUGUUUGUGAAAGAGUUCACAAUAAAUCUAUUCACCUCACCCCUUAUACUCUAAUACAGUCAUGAAGAUUGUUUAAUGAACUCUUUGUCUUCUGCCUUGUGAUAAUCAUGCCCAUACUAGGGUAACAACCCCUCUAAUCCAUUAGUCAUCAUGGGUGACUUCCUGUGUGACAUUUCCUCUCUGCCUAAAGGCAAGAAACUUUUAUCACACCUAGACAAGUAAAAAAAAUAGAAUCAAUCUAAUGGAGUUUAGUAAAGUAAAUUAAUUGUAUAUAAAUCCCUAUAACUUUUUCUCGGCUGUUUUUUUCUAGGUCAUGUAUGACACGGUGUAUGCGUCAGUGUGUGUGUCCCGGUAGCUAGCGUGCUAGCCGGUGUGAGUCGUCAUUGUGGAGGCUUCAGCUCAGACUGGUCUGAUCUGGUUCGACUCCGGGAUAAUGACGACACAGAGGGUCACCCCUCCCUGUUCUCAGUCUCUUUCUGGCUGUUGCUGAGCUACGCUUUUUUCACCCUCUACCGGUUCUCAGCUCUCCUUCUCUCUCACACACAGUACUCUCACCCUGGCCUUUUCACUCUCUUAAGCCUUCUCUUUAAGAUCCCCACCUUUGGUGUGUACCUGUUUUAUUCUUUGUUGUACUGGACGGAAAAGCACACACAAACACUUUGUUGAACUUGAUUAACCAGGCCACAUUUUCUGUUUAAUGCUCAUUAUGGUUCGACAACCAUUUGUUGUGUGCUUCUGGGAAUUUCCCUUCAGUGUGAUGAGCCUGUCCUAAAACAUUCAGGAACCUCAUCUCUUCUCACAAACUCGGACAGCAAUAGCUUGUGUAUUCUUAAAUCUGGAAGGAUAUAUCAGGGAAGCUCCAGAAUAUUCUAGAAAAAUCUGGAAACCAGAGGGACGGUUCUUCUCAUUCUUUUCCGUCGCCGAACAGGAAAUCCAAACACAUGAUCAAGCGGCAGACUUGUUUCUAAAGAACAGUAAAGAUGGUGGAUGAUCCUAUCCAUUAUACCGACCAAAGCUCCCCCAUCUCUCCGAGAGCCCUGCCACUAUGGCAUUCAGUCACAGUCAACAUGGUUGGGCUCAGACAGAAAACAUCUGGACUUUUAGCUCCUUCGUUAAUUUAGCGGGUAACGAAGAAGAGAUGUAAAAAAGUAGACAAGAUUUCCUUAAUAUUUGAAUAAGUCGGAUUCCGAGACAUAUGUUUCACCCGUUGUCUGGGCCUGUACUUUGUCAGUCGGAGGUCUGCAGCGGCCCACCUCAGCUGUUGGGAACAGCUGUCGACGUGACGCCAUCUGCCCACCAGGAAUUUCGACAUGCAUAAGGUCUACCAAAACAUAAAGGGUGCUUUCUGUACACAUGGCACCCCCAACACACCCUGCAGAAGUAGUAGCACUGUGGGUCACAAAGAAGCAGACUCAGACGGGAGUACAACGCAGAGUAUGGUUUAAGGCUGCCUUCGUCUAGGAAAUCAAAGGUCACUUGAAUACAUUUUCAACACAAAAGCCUGUGUUGACCAAUAUGGCGAUUAAGUAUUCUGACUAGGGAGCUAUUCUGAUAUGAGGCGCAGCACUAGCAAAAAAUAAAGAUGUUAAUUCGGAAAACCGCCUGAUACAAUGAGGGUUCACACCAUUGAGAAAUGAGUUAGCCGUAAACGUAUAAAAGUUAGAACAUGACCAGGCCAUGUAAUGUCUCUCUGUACAUAGUUUUAUUUACAUGAUACAAUUCUGUCGUAAUGCUGGAUAGCAAGAUUAUAUGUAAUACAUAAAUAUCAACACAGUUUGUUGUUUUCUUUUUGUACAAAUUUGCAUAUAACUAAGAAUCAUGAAGGGAAAACUCAAACGGAUACAAACGUAUUUUGAUGAAAAUUUUAAAUAAGAAACCUCACAUCCUGACGAUGAAUAAAAUGGGAUGAACACAAAGUCACAAACGUACCCAUGUUUCAAUGUAUCAGGCAGCCAUGACAAAUAAACUUACACACACACACACACACACACACACACACACACACACACACACACACACACACACACACACACACACACACACACACACACACACACACACACA
Messenger RNA from Gadus chalcogrammus (walleye pollock), 5018 nucleotides. RefSeq lists its product as uncharacterized. NCBI's taxonomy places the organism in Eukaryota, Metazoa, Chordata, Actinopteri, Gadiformes, Gadidae. The coding region runs from base 491 to 2653 and encodes 720 amino acids. The record is from RefSeq and is a predicted model, not a curated record. The transcript has 5 exons.